This is a messenger RNA of Verticillium nonalfalfae, 1089 nucleotides long. RefSeq lists its product as uncharacterized. The record is from RefSeq and is a predicted model, not a curated record. The transcript is spliced from 7 exons. Bases 1 to 1089 code for a protein of 362 amino acids. NCBI's taxonomy places the organism in Eukaryota, Fungi, Ascomycota, Sordariomycetes, Glomerellales, Plectosphaerellaceae.
AUGAACCUCAGCGGCAUUCCAGCUUUGAGAAGGCACUGCAUAGGACUUGUGGCGGACGCUCAGUCACGAGAAGUACUCAACUACAUCCAAAAGGAUAUCCCAGCUCUCAUUUCGGAGCUUGAUAUCUGGGUGCAAAACGGAGCUGGCACUCUGGAUGCUGAGAGAAGGCGUGCUAUACGUGAGGUUGUCAACGCUGUGGAACAUGGAAUCCAGUCUGCUCUGAACAAGAAUUCAAGCCGUAUUAGGACCAUCAGUAGCCUUGCUAACGCCACUUUUGAGUCCAAAGUGUACAAGGACCAACAUAUUGAACGUUGGGUGGAAGGUGCUGUUCAGGCUUCCCGAGUGUGGCAUGGUUGGGCCCCCAUGACCUACAAGAUGUUUUGCGGAAACUUCGGGUACCACUCGACGCCCAAGCAAGCGGUUCAAAGUUGGAACCAUCAGGCCAUGCAUACUAUGACCCUUGAUCUGAGUACGCGGUGGCGUGACUUCAAGCUUCAGCUUGAAGGAUACCAUGCGCGGGUUCUUGAUACUGUCAAUUCCGUUCAGGCUGAUGCUGUUCAGAAGAUCGACGAUGAGCUGUCUGAGUUUCCUGCAUCCAUAGCAACAGUUCUAGGGGAGGUGGUUAGUCGCCGGAUCCAGCUACUUGCUGAGGAUAUUGAACGACACUAUACAACCCUGCUUGAGGAUCUUUGGAUUCUGGAAACGAAUGCUCUCACUGGCAUUCGUACAUCCAUAUUCGGAAAAGCCAUGGAGUCGUCCUAUGACCAGGCCAAUGCCGAUAGCGGGUCGGGGAGCGACCAGAGACGGAAAGCUGUAAUUCGAGAGACCCUCAGCCGCGACAUGCUGUUCAAAGAUCACAUGACUCAGUUUCGACAAGGGUUUCGAAAACACACGUCUAAAUGGCGCGUCAGCCUGGCCGAUGCACUGGACCACCGGUUGAGUGAGUUGUCAGUGACCUUCGACAUGAUUAGACAGGAUCACGCCGCGCGAGAAGGAGAUCAAGACCCGCAGUUCCGGAAUCGCUUGGCGACCGAGCUCAGCAACUCCAAGACGGAGAUGAGAAGGAUCAAUGCUAUGGUGGGGUUCUGA